GUAGUCGAGGAUCCUGCAUCAGUCUCCUUUGAACAAGCACUGCGCAGCGACGAGGAGAGGCAACGGUUUCAUUGUUCCACACUCUGGACUCAUAUUUCAGCUUAAAGUAUCUCUGUACUUCAUAUUAACGCAGAAGAAAAAUCGCUCGUAUGUUUGGGAAAGAAAUACAGCUUUUCGGCGACAUAUUGAAGGUAAUCAGCAUUUACAUUGUCGGCGUUCUUUCCAACGUGCUGGAAGAAACCCGUAAAUUCGGCGGCUAUGACUGGGCUAAUUUAAUUCAGAAUGGUCGCACAGCUAAACAACCGAGUGUUGCACCUUUCCGUUUUUCAUGUGCUACUCUUCCACCUUUCUGGUUCAGUACAACGUAAUAUUCGUUACUCAAUUCCAGAAGAGCUAGAGGUUGGUGCCUUUGUUGGUGAUGUUGCCCGGGAUCUCGGGUUGGAGAUUAAGCAGCUUUCGCAGCGCAGAUUUAGAGUUGCAUCAGAAAAGCAAAUACAGCACCUAGCCGUGAGCCUGAGGACGGGAGAAAUAUUUAUCAAUGAAAAAAUAGACAGAGAAGAGCUUUGUGGACAAAGUUUCAGUUGCGUGUUGAUGUUAGAGGCCAUAAUCGAGGGCCCGCUUGAGAUAUAUCGCAUUGAAGUUGAGAUACUCGACAUAAACGACAAUGCGCCCCUAUUUCAGAGAGAGGAAAUUAACAAAGCAAUAUCUGAAGUGGCGCUGGUCGGGACGAUUAUUCCACUCCCGAGUGCGAUGGACGCAGACGCUGGAAUAAAUGGUGUUCAUUCCUAUCAGCUACAUCCAAGCGCGCAUUUCAGUUUAAAACUGCAAUCAGAUGGUGAACAGAGUCUUAUCCCAGAAUUGGUACUGGAACGACCACUAGAUCGCGAGCAGCAAACAACACAUCGAUUAACAUUGACGGCCACUGAUGGCGGGAACCCGAAAAAAAUCGGAACUACCCAAAUUAUUAUUACAGUGCUUGAUGUGAACGACAAUGCUCCGGUCUGCAAGCAAAGCAUUUAUCAAAUCACAACCCCAGAAAAUGUGCCUAAAGAUUCCUUGAUAGUGCAGGUAACAGCCGAGGAUUUGGACGAAGGCCUAAACGGCGAGGUAAUAUAUUCCUUCAGUGAUCACACUCCUGAUAGAGUACGCGAAUUGUUUAGUUUGGACCCAGCAAGCGGGGAGAUCAGGGUAAUUGGUGCUGUGGAUUUCGAAGAAGCAAAUAACUAUCAGAUUUUGGUACAAGCUGAAAACAGAGGCACUCAGCAAACACCAGUAUACUGUAAAGUUAUAUUAAAGAUUAGCGAUGUUAAUGAUAACUGGCCUGAAAUAAUAACAACGUCCACCUUCAUCACAAUACCAGAAAAUAUUGUUGCGAAUACGGCAGUGUCUCUUAUAAGAGUUAGGGACCGAGAUUAUGAAAACUCACCCUUUGUUUCUUGCAGCAUCCCCGGAGAUAUCCCUUUCAAUCUGAAUGGUUCUUUUAAUAAUUACUUCACGUUAAUUACCCGUGGUAACAUAGAUCGUGAAAAGGUGCCGGAGUAUAAUGUUACUAUUACAUGCACAGAUAGUGGCUCGCCUCCACUUUCGACCAAGAAAUUAAUCCGAGUUCAAAUUGCGGAUAUAAAUGACAACGCCCCACAAUUUACGCAGCCUUCUUUUACGGUGCACGUAACAGAAAAUAAUGUUAUUGGUUCUUCAAUUGGUUCUGUGCCAGCAUUUGAUCCCGAUUCUAAUCAGAAUGCUCAAUUGUCGUACUCCAUUUUGGAUAGCCUGAUAAACGGGUUGCCGUCAUCCACUUUCGUCUCAAUAAACCCGACCAGUGGGGCGCUGUUCUCUCGUACGUCGUUUGACUAUGAACAAACAAAAACCUUUACAUUCCAUGUGCAAGUAAAGGAUGCAGGGAUCCCGACGCUCAGCAGCAACGCCACAGUGAAAGUGGUCAUCAUAGAUCAGAAUGACAAUGCUCCAGUGAUCAUAUCGCCUUUAUCUGCAGUUGAUGAUUCCAUACCAAGAUCUGCAGACUCAGGUUACUUGGUUUCAAAAGUCACGGCCACUGAUGCCGAUUCUGGGCGGAACGCCCAGCUUUCUUAUGAGCUCCGUCGCCCUACGGAUGAAAGCCUGUUUACUGUAGCUCCAAAAACGGGCGAGAUUUGGACAAUUCGCCGCUUUGUACACAAAGAUUCACUCAAGCAGAAAAUCUUGAUUGUCGUGAAGGAUAAAGGAACUCCGUCCCUUUCGUCCACCGUCACGAUUAAUGUAUCAGUACAGGACGAUUUGGCAGAAAAUUCAUCUAAUGAAAGCUUGUUUGGGACAAUUGGGCCAUGGAAAACUGACGUAAAACAAUAUCUAAUGAUUUUGUUUGGCACAACAUCAUUUAUUUUAUUUGUGGCAAUUGUAAUCCUCGGCAUUAAGGUACAUAGAAGUGGAAAUUAUUCUGGCAGUCAUUGUUGCGUUGGAGACACGUCAUAUUUUCCGCGGAGGAGGAAUUCGCCCCAUGGAGUUCAAAAGGCCAGCGCGAAUCUUCAAAUGCCGCCCAGUUACAGGGAGGCGCGUGAUAAUGAAAAUCACCCACAAGAUUUCAUUGAUGAGGUGACACCAAAUGAAGCCGUGAGUCAUCUUAUGCUUGUAAAGCUGCAUGAAUCGGCCGCACUCACGAAUAAUAUCAAGAAUGGCGCGAGUGUGUCUGCAGAACAUGGAAAGACAUCAUACACUUUGAACAUGGAUAAAACAGGAUUUUACGAGAUCUGCGGUAACCGUCAGUGGGAUUUGGAGCAAUCUUCCAUGGAAAUGUACCCUUCUGGACAGUAUAAUUUGGGUGAAAAUGAAGUGGAACCGGAUCACAGAAGGUUUAUGGAAAUACAUUCCCACGCCUUAUAGAAUGCACGAAUAGAUGGAAAUGAUUUUGUCUCUUAAUUGCGGCGAGCAGUUUGCAUAGAUGUUGCCUGUUCUCCGUUAUAUUUACUCAAGUGGCUAUCUCAUUGUGCAUGAUUACGCUUCAUGUCUAAUACGGUUGUAACUGCAAGUCUUCGUAAUGAGCCAAAUCGAUUUGCGGCAGUAUUCUGCUGACCACACAUCGUCUCAUGGGCAUUUAUCGCAACAUACGUCUCCAAAACAGAACCUAUUCUGCGAUUAGGUGUUUUAAAUGGUAGACUUGCAAUCAGCAAAUACUCUUCACGGCCGUAUGCUGUUGUAAUAUGUAUUUUCGGACAUUGGAAGGACUUCGAGAGAAAUUGUUGCUGGUCCAUCGAUAGCCAAUACAAUUCCAAUGAUCAAAGACCGAAUUUGCAUUUAGAGAAAUGGAAGCUAUAUUCCGGUGGAGUCUUCACUUUCCCGUUCACUUCGCAACAAUCAAGAAGUGGAUUGGUUGAAUAAAGCUUAAUUAAGACAAUGACAGGACAGGAACCAUUGAACGAUUCUGCUCAAAGAAACAGAAUAUCACAACAGACAUCAUUUUAGAAUGCGAUUAAAAUUGCAAGCGAAGACAUGAAGGACUGCAGAAAUGAUUAUUUUUCACCGUGUUAGAGACUACAGUUGAUGGCAUUGACCUGCUUCUGCAUUGAAAUUCGAUUCUCGCUUACUUCUUUAGCAUUUCCAAUGUGUUGUUGUGUCCGUAAAUCAUCACGUGCUAUGUUAUAUUUCUCAAUAUCACGAAAAUGUUUAGGAGUCCUUUGUAGCGAAAAGUACCGCUCUUAGUGUUCUGAAGAAUGUCUUGUUGUUCCCAAAAUUAAUUAACCUAAAUAAAAAUAACUGGUCGAA
Molecule: messenger RNA, 3756 nt
Organism: Amblyraja radiata (thorny skate)
Lineage: Eukaryota; Metazoa; Chordata; Chondrichthyes; Rajiformes; Rajidae
Product: protocadherin beta-15-like
Exons: 2
Coding region: 283-2877 (864 amino acids)
Biological process (GO): homophilic cell-cell adhesion
Cellular component (GO): plasma membrane
Molecular function (GO): calcium ion binding
Source: RefSeq, a predicted model, not a curated record